AUGUCCAGCGCACGACUCAGCCUGACGCUGCUAAUCGUCGCCGCCGACGCGCUCGCAGCCUCGCCCGCGCGUCUCGUGAACCCGCUGCAGCCCGGCCCGUUCCCGGCGUCGUCGGAUGUCGAGAUUGUCGAGACGUUCGUCGCGAUGCCGGGCGCGGGCAAGCUGCCGGCCGAGUGGGAGCAGCUCUGGCGCCGCGGCGCCGCCGCCCACGACGAAUUCAUGCGCGAGUUUGACGCCGCGGGCGGCGCGGUCACCGACGCGGCGUGGUCCGCGCUCGAGAGCGCGGCGGAGAGCUUGGAGGAGUUGGGCCAGUACAAGCUGGAUCCCGUCCGCGCGUCGAUGCUCUUUGGCAAACUCGUGGAGGUCUACGCGUCUCUUUCGCGAGACGACGGGAAGUGCCUGCGAGCGGCGCACUGGUGCGUGCAGCAGGCCUGCACCCAGGCGUGUGUUGACGCCUACGCCGUCGACGAGGCCUCGCCGCGGGACGCAUUUAAUGCCGCAAUUUCGUCGGCCGUGACGUAUUACAGGAGGGGCGGCGACCUGGCGCGGGCCGAGGCGGCGCGAGCGCUGGCCAAUAAACACCCGGCGGCGGCGACGAAAUACGAGCGCGUGCGUUUCUAGCGUACGUCGAGCUGCCUUCUCCGCGCGGCACGCCAUCGAGGCGACGCGUCAUUCUCUCGCGCAGGUCGACCAAACGCCCAAGGUCUACUUUCCGGGGCUGACGGCCCAGCGCUUCUGGCCUAGCAGGGAUUUUGAGGUCGUGAGAAAGCUUGAGGCCGCUUUCGCCGACGAAUCGACUCGGGCGGCCAUGCUCGACGAUGUCGACAGCCUGAUCCGGCACAACGCGCUGAAGCGCCUCGUUUCGCCGUCGGCGCCGUUCCGCCCGCCGUCCAAAGCCGCCGACGCAGCUGGCGAAGGCGCGUGGUCGGAAUUGCCGCUCUACGACGGCAUAGAAUGGGACGCCGAGGCCUGCGCCCUCGCGCCGACGCUCAGCCGGCUCUUACAGACGGACGAGGGGCGCGCUCUCCCGGAGCUCGGCGCCGCGCCGCUCGACUCUACGCGGCCGAACCUCUGCGGGACGCCGGUCGUGGCCACGGUACUGCGUCUAGCGCCUGGUGCGAACAUAUUGCCGCACUGCGGAGUUACGAAUCGGCGCCUCAUAAUGCAAUUCGCACUGCGCGGCUCGGACGGCGUCACGUUCACGGUUGGCGAUGAGCCGCGUUCGUACGGCGGCGACGGGCACGCGAUCGUCUUCGACGACUCCUUCGAGCACCACGUGCGGCACGACGGCGCCGAGGACCGGUACGUGUUGUUCGCGAUUUUGAAGCAUCCGGAUGUGGAGGAGGGGUUGUAUGGGUAA
This is a messenger RNA of Pelagomonas calceolata, 1360 nucleotides long. The record is from the annotation of a GenBank genome assembly. NCBI's taxonomy places the organism in Eukaryota, Pelagophyceae, Pelagomonadales, Pelagomonadaceae.